Molecule: messenger RNA, 1033 nt
Organism: Pseudomassariella vexata
Lineage: Eukaryota; Fungi; Ascomycota; Sordariomycetes; Amphisphaeriales; Pseudomassariaceae
Product: Frag1/DRAM/Sfk1
Exons: 4
Coding region: 86-847 (253 amino acids)
Source: RefSeq, a predicted model, not a curated record
CUGAACUUUGCAAGGCGCUUCUCUCAUCAUUUGACUACCUACUUUCCUCGACUCACUUUUGCUUGUGCGUCGGAAGCUUCUUAACAUGGCCCGCCUGUGGCCUCGCAUCUUCGAAGAUGUAUCUUUCUCGCGCUACCUCUGGAUAUUUCCCCUGGCGGCGGGAGUUUCUUGGAUAACGACCCUGUCAACCCUGCUGAUCCGGUGGUUGUCGCUCGGUCUGCCUCGCUAUCCUGGCCAAGUCAACCCAGAUGUACCCUUUAUCAGCGACAUUGCCGCAUUCACCUUUAAGCCCGUGUUCAUCGUGGGAUGUACAAUUACCGGUAUCUCGUUUGCGGGCACGGUGUUUGCCGUGCACCACGUGCGGUACUCGCCAAAGUUCUACCGACUUACGAAUGACGCGGCAUGGAGGCAGUCAGUCAGUUUCAUUGCCCUCGGUUGUGGGCUAGUUGCCGCCGUUAGCUUGUUCUUUCUGAGCGUGUUCGAUACGGUGGACGCACAUGUGCGUCACCGCUAUCUGCUGAUGAGCACUUUUAGUGGUUUGGGGUUGAGUGCAAUUUUGACGACAUUGGUUUGGUGGGAUCAGACUGUGGGACCGGCCAGAUUCGGUGGGUUGAGGCGCUGGUGUCUCCUGAACACUGGCUUGAUGAUCUGCCAAACUGGGGUUAGCAUCGCUUUCGUUGCCCUCAUUUACUCGGGCCAUUACAAGUCUGCUGGGUUUGUUGAGUGGAGCUUGACUUAUUUGGGGGCUUUCUGGCUGUUAUCAUUCGUUGGAUACACGAGAUUCAGGGAAGGCUUGGACCCAGUACCACCAAGUGAGGAUGAGCAACGACCGUUGCUUGCUCCAUGAAAAUGUUGAGUCAGAUCGUACCUGCCAUGAUUGGUUACGCACAUGCCUAGUCGAAGUACAAGCAGGUUCUAAUACCCUAACUAUUGAAACAGGGUCAGGCGGUCAGUAGGAUAUACCUACCACCUAACACACUGAACAGAUGGCUCCAGUACCAACAGAUCCCAUCUGUUGGUCUUAUCAGACGAA